Scomber japonicus (chub mackerel) is the source of this 1280-nucleotide messenger RNA. It is a transcript of the gene sbk3, whose product is annotated as SH3 domain binding kinase family, member 3. The record is from RefSeq and is a predicted model, not a curated record. Lineage: Eukaryota; Metazoa; Chordata; Actinopteri; Scombriformes; Scombridae. Bases 138 to 1280 code for a protein of 380 amino acids. Gene Ontology annotation, biological process: peptidyl-serine phosphorylation; peptidyl-threonine phosphorylation. The transcript has 5 exons. Gene Ontology annotation, molecular function: ATP binding; protein serine/threonine kinase activity.
GUUAAUGUUAGCAGUCAGUCUGAGAGGGAGGAGUGGGCUCAAGAAAACCGAAGAAAACAUUGCAGCAUGACGCUAACAAACAAUACACCUCUGCUGCGCUGCCGUGGAAACAUUAAUCUCAUAAAGAUGAACAAAAAAUGCAGGCUGCAGCGGGUCAGGAACUUGACGAGCUAUGUUACCUGUCGGCGCAGUCCAUGUCGAGUCUGAAGGUUUCCGACCACUUUCAGGUGGUAAAACUCCUGGGAGAGGGAUCCUAUGGAAAGGUCAUGUUGGCUGUACACAGAAAGAGAGGAACCCCAAUGGCUUUGAAGUUCUUCCCUCGUCAGUCUACCUCCCUCACCUCUUUCCUGCGUGAAUACAAUCUCUCCCUUUCUUAUUGCACCCAUCCUUCUCUGACUCGGGCACUUGGCAUCUUCUUUUCCACGCCAUCCUACUAUGUCUUUGCCCAACAAGCCGGUCUCUAUGGUGACCUUUACAACGUAAUUGUGUCUGAGGACGGGGUGGAUGAAGAGUGUGUCCAGAGGGUAAUGUCCCAACUGACCAGUGCUGUGAUGCACCUCCACUCGCUGGGCUUUGUCCACCGUGACAUCAAACCUGAGAAUAUAUUCCUGUGUGACAGUUCCUGUCGCUGGGUCAAGCUGGGUGACUUUGGUCUCGCCCGGGCCAUCGGCACUACUGUUCGUGCUGUCUGGUAUGACUCGCCCUUCUGUACUCCUGAGGUGGAGCCUGUCAAGGAGGCUGAGAAAGAGAGGCAGAGGAAGGAGUGCGAAGGGAUUGAGGAGGAGAUGGAGGACAUUUGGAUAUCAGUGGAGCCUUGUAUUGACAGCUGGGCUCUUGGUGUACUCGUCUAUUGCCUACUAACUGGCUGCUUCCCCUGGGAGGAGAGCACCCAUGAUGACCGUGGCUACGUAAGAUACAAGGAGUGGUUUGACCGGGAGACAGAAAAGGAGGAGAAGAUCAGUGGAAGUGAGUGGAGACCUGAGGAGGAAAAUGACUGUUACACUAUCAUGAAGGAAAACCACAGGAACAAUCCUCCGCCUUCUCAGUUUGAGGGCCUCAGCCCACUUGUGAUGUCUCUUUUCCGAGAGCUGCUCCACCCGCAGCCCAAGUUGCGUGGAAGCCCAGAGGAGCUCCUGAGCUACCUGGGAGGUCCGUGGCUGAUGGAGACAGAGAGAGAGGAGAAGAGGAAAGCAGAGGAGGCAGAGAAGGAGGCCAGAAAAAUAAGAGAGGGAAGCGGGGUAGAAGGAGAGCUGGUGAGGGAAGGAAGGGGGGAGAGAUAA